AUGAUCAAAGCAGUGGUUUUGGACAUUGAAGGCACUGUCUGUCCCAUUUCGUUUGUGAAGGACGUAUUAUACCCGUAUGCGCUCAAAAAAGCCAUAUACGUCGUCAAGACCGUCGAGUUUCCUCCAGUUCCUUCUAAAGGCGAGCUGGAAGCCCACCUGGCUGAAUUUCCUGAGGUGUAUUGCAGGUCUCCCAACGCUCUUUUGGAGCACAUGUCAUAUUUGACGGCCCGUGACAUCAAAGCACCAUAUUUGAAAAGUCUUCAAGGCUAUUUGUGGCGAGAAGGGUACGACAGCGGUGAGAUUAAAGUGUCCUUGUUUCUUGACGCUGCUCACGCCAUCAGUCGAUGGUCGAAAUCUCUUGAACAAUAUGGCAGCCCUGCUGGCGUGUACAUCUACUCUUCGGGCAGUGUUUCGGCCCAAAAACUGCUCUUUGCCCACACAAGCCAAGGAGAUCUCAAUCACCACCUGAGUGGGUACUUUGACACACUCAAUGCCGGGCCCAAAACCGAAUCCGAGAGCUACCGGAAAAUAGCCGAGGCAAUUGGCUUGCCCGGCAGUGAAAUCACUUUUUUCAGCGACAACCCUAAAGAAAUUGAGGCUGCUGAGGCUUCAGGAUGGUCUACUUUCUACACAGUCCGAGAGGGGAAUGCCCCCACCCCAGCUUCAUUCAAGCCACUCGGCCAAGUGACUUCAGACUUUAGCGGCAUCGACUUUUAA
Messenger RNA from Wickerhamiella sorbophila, 717 nucleotides. Its product is annotated as Enolase-phosphatase E1. NCBI's taxonomy places the organism in Eukaryota, Fungi, Ascomycota, Dipodascomycetes, Dipodascales, Trichomonascaceae. The coding region runs from base 1 to 717 and encodes 238 amino acids. The transcript has a single exon. The record is from RefSeq and is a predicted model, not a curated record. Gene Ontology annotation, molecular function: magnesium ion binding; acireductone synthase activity.